Messenger RNA from Histoplasma mississippiense, 549 nucleotides. RefSeq lists its product with no specific name. Bases 1 to 549 code for a protein of 182 amino acids. The record is from RefSeq and is a predicted model, not a curated record. Lineage: Eukaryota; Fungi; Ascomycota; Eurotiomycetes; Onygenales; Ajellomycetaceae. The transcript is spliced from 2 exons.
AUGUAUGCAGACCGCUCUCAGGAGUUUCCAAGCGUAUCUGCUGUCUGUGUGCGAUAUCUUCGCCCUGAUACCGAAGCACUGAGGUUGGGAAAUGCAUUUAUGCCCAGUUCAAUUUCAGAGAGAAUUGGGAAGGAGAUUGGUAUCACAAAGCAAAAGAUUCUAAGCCUUCUGGAGACAGCACGGCAUAAGCUAAGGAGUAACGGAUGCACCUACGAAUUAUGGGAGAGUGACUCCACUGAUGGAUGGCUCUACAACGUUGGUUCACGCGAGAAAAUCAAAGCAUACAGGUGUGGUUGCUGUUGUCCAUUGUUUCGAGCUGAAUAUUACUGCGACGACUAUCUUGCUCUGAUGCAUCAGUCUUGGUACGACAAGUCUGUUGCUGACAUGAUUGAAUGCUUCAAACGUCGGGCUUCGGACUUGAAAAAGUUGCAUAAAUGUGCAGCUGGGGUGUAUUGCCCUCUUGUUCAGGUAGUAUACUGGCUUGUAAAUGAGUCAUAUGUUACACAGAAAUCGCACCACGGUCUCUCUUUGGAUAGUUUUGAAGAUUAG